Molecule: messenger RNA, 772 nt
Organism: Notodromas monacha
Lineage: Eukaryota; Metazoa; Arthropoda; Ostracoda; Podocopida; Cyprididae
Source: the annotation of a GenBank genome assembly
AGAAAAAUUGAACACCUGAUGGCAAUUAAUGGUGCACAUUUCUGCUCGCAUAUAAAUAACAGCCACUUCCCUCCAUUUGCAGUAUCAAGCAGUUCACCGACAAAUACGAGAGAAUAGAGACUUUUGAAAAUUGUCUUUUUGACAAGAUGGAGCAAACGCAACUUCUCCUGGGUGUUUUCCUGUCUGUAACUCUUUGCAGCAUUGGCGCAAACGCCCGAGUUUUUUCCAACUGCUCUCUUGCGCAGGAACUCGUCAACACCCACAAUAUCAGUCGAGCAACUGUUGGAGAAUCACUGAUUGAUGACAACAUUGCGGAUGAUGUGGCAUGCAUCAAGAAAGUGAUUGGAUCCACCAGGGCUGGAUUUGCUGUGUUUCCGUCUUGGAUGCAGAAGUGCAGGGCUGGCAGCAGGCGUAAUGGCAAUGCCGACUGGGUUGCUGGCUGUUUCUGAUCUAGCUGAGAAACUGUAUACAAGUAUAUAUAUAUAUACAGCGUAUACAUAACACCUGAUGUGCUUUCAUUUUCAAAAUGGACAGCACACAGCUGAUGGAAGCAACGCCAUAUAUUUAAAUGCAUUGGACUACGCAAUUUAAUGAUAGAAAAUAUAUCGGAUGUCUCGCUGUCUUGAAAAUGAGAAUAUUCCACGUGCUAUACAUUCAACUUUUCAAUAUAUCCUCAAACCCUGUUGGUGCAUAUCUUUUUCAGACUGAAUCAAAUGGGAAGCACAUGUGUCACAGAAAUACAUAUUAUACAACACAGCAGAACGCAGAAAAA